Molecule: messenger RNA, 2014 nt
Organism: Salarias fasciatus (jewelled blenny)
Lineage: Eukaryota; Metazoa; Chordata; Actinopteri; Blenniiformes; Blenniidae
Gene: gnat2
Product: guanine nucleotide binding protein (G protein), alpha transducing activity polypeptide 2
Exons: 9
Coding region: 237-1289 (350 amino acids)
Biological process (GO): detection of chemical stimulus involved in sensory perception of bitter taste; adenylate cyclase-modulating G protein-coupled receptor signaling pathway
Cellular component (GO): cytoplasm; heterotrimeric G-protein complex; photoreceptor inner segment
Molecular function (GO): G-protein beta/gamma-subunit complex binding; GTP binding; GTPase activity
Source: RefSeq, a predicted model, not a curated record
AGGCAGGAUCUCUCGGCUCUGCUCUGAGCGAAUGAAUUGAUUUGAUCCUUGAGAGGACCCAUCUAAUCAAACAGGGCCAGGGCAGCUCAAGCGCCUCCCUUCCAGUUCCAAUCCCCUUCCGCCUGGAAAUCUCCUUUCAGCACGAUUAGUGCUGCACCCAGAUUCUCGGCAGCUGCCCGCAGGGAACCGUCAAAAUUUCUCUCAUCGAGGAUCUUGAGGCUUUGGAGGAAGACGACAUGGGUGCCGGAGCCAGUGCCGAAGACAAAAAGUCCAAGGAGUUAGAAAAGCAACUCCAGGAAGAUGCUGAUAAGGAUUCUAAAACCGUCAAGCUAUUACUGCUUGGUGCUGGUGAGUCAGGGAAAAGCACGAUCGUCAAACAGAUGAAGAUUCUGCAUCAAGGAGGUUACACAAAAGAGGAACAGAUGGAGUUUAGAGCGAUCAUCUACGGCAACAUCCUGCAGUCUGCUCUGGCUAUCAUCAGAGGCAUGGAGAUGCUGGGCAUUGACUUUGGCUCACCAUCUUCACAGGAGGACUCACAGAAGCUCCAGAACUUGUCAGACUCCAUUGAAGAGGGCACGAUGCCUGCUGAGCUGGCCGAAGUCAUCCAGAAGCUGUGGAAAGACUCCGGCGUACAGGCCGGCUUCGAAAGAGCUGCUGAGUACCAACUGAACGACUCUGCUGGAUACUACCUCAACGAAUUGGACCGAAUCUGCAAGCCGGACUACCUCCCUACUGAGCAGGACGUGCUGCGAUCUCGAGUCAAAACUACUGGUAUCAUUGAAGAACAGUUCUCCUGCAAAGAGUUGCACUUCAGGAUGUUCGAUGUGGGCGGCCAGCGGUCAGAGAGAAAGAAGUGGAUCCAUUGUUUCGAGGGUGUGACCUGCAUCAUCUUCUGCGGAGCUCUUAGCGCUUACGACAUGGUGCUCGUAGAGGACGACGAAGUGAACCGCAUGCACGAGUCCCUCCAUCUAUUCAACAGCAUCUGCAACCACAGGUUCUUUGCACUGACCUCCAUCGUGCUUUUCCUCAACAAGAAGGAUCUCUUCGAAGAGAAGAUCAAGAAAGUCCAUCUGAGCAUCUGCUUCCCCGACUACGACGGCCCCAACACGUACGAUGAUGCCAGCAACUACAUCAAGACGCAGUUCCUGGAGCUGAACAUGAAGAAGGGUGUGAAAGAAAUCUACUCCCACUUGACCUGUGCCACGGACACAAAGAACGUCGAGAUUGUGUUCAACGCUGUGACAGACAUCAUCAUCAAAGAAAACCUUAAAGACUGCGGUCUUUUCUAAGCAGCUCCAGAGUGAAAAGAGGACUUCCUUUCCUACCUUAACCCUUCACACAUUGGCAUUAAGUAAGAAGUGUACUGACGGAGCGCCGAGGAUCCUCAGAGUGUGUUUCAUGCCAUCGCUUCCAUGCCAAGUCCUGGUCCUUGACUGCUCCCAGCACCUCUCCACCUCCAACAGUACAUCGCCCGCGACACAGUGCACUUCCAGCCGGAUUGAAACAGCGAUCGAAUCACCGUAUCAACAUCUUGGACGUCGUACAGCUUUCUACAGGAUUCUUCAGUUUUUCUAAAGUACAGUAUUUGUCUGAGCUGCUGGUUUGAAGAUAUGAAGUACAGAAUAGUUGCUCUUUCUAUCCUCAUUGCUUUCUGUUGACUGCUGUGUUGUGAGUUAUAUUUACUAUUAAAGCCAAGCUCUGUAAAACAAAUUUAAAACAUAAAUCUGGGGGGAAAAUAUAUUAUUUUGAAUAGCAACAUCUCAACCUUGUUUUUGUUUUUGAGUACCGUAGUUCUCUGUGGUCUUGAUAUUUAAACUGUAUAAAGUUGCUGAGCAAAUAUCUCAGAUAUUCCCAGUGCUUGCAGUGUAUCCAGAUUACAACCCAAAUUGUACAUGUAUCUAAUCUAAAUAGUGUUAAUGUAUUCACGUCACCUAACAUUUUAAUGUGAUGGAUGUCAAACAUGGUAGAGAAACUUUGUACAUAAGAGUAGAUAAUUCAUUAUAUUUUGAAAGAU